Symbiodinium sp. CCMP2592 is the source of this 434-nucleotide messenger RNA. The record is from the annotation of a GenBank genome assembly. NCBI's taxonomy places the organism in Eukaryota, Dinophyceae, Suessiales, Symbiodiniaceae.
GAGUCGCAAGAGAGCCUGGGUGGUCGUGCCGACAAUCUCGCCAGACGUGAAGAAGAAUUUCAUGAAGAAGAAGAAGUUGAUGGGAAAGCUGGUGGCUUUAGCGGCUUGGAUUCCGGAUAUCCUGCUAUAUCAUGCAAUGUCCAACCUGACAUCGCUGUUCGGCCAUCCCGGCACGCUUAUGCUCUUGCAUGAAUUCAGUCCUUUCAUGGAGCAUUUUGUUGCUGUCCGAAGCGAUUUUUCGGGUCUGAAAGCUUUUUCCGAGAAGGAGUGGCAAGCCAUGGCACCCACGUGCGGCUAUGCAGCUUUCCCCCAGGCCAACAACGAAGCCGGCAUCAACUGGCUGGAGGAACUCAGAAGCCGGAAGGACCAGGAGACAGUCACCUUCUACCCGACCGUGGCAGAGGCCAUUUGCUGGCGCUUCCGAGAUUCAACGC